UUGUCAAAUGUCAAUUGUGAUUUGAACAAUUGCCAUUUUGUUGAAAGAACUCCUGUGCUGUCUCCUGUUUGCUCUUAAUUAAUCAGCGUAAUCAAGAAGGCUUUACAGUCAAUUUAAUACAUUAUCAAUUUAACAUUUACUCUAUUACAACCAUGAGUAGCAAGAAUAGUAAUUAUAAUGAGGAUUUGUUUGAAUACAUUAAAGUCAGUGAAGACGAGGAUGACUCCAACGCCGUUGAAAUACCGUGCGAGUUAAACGGGACUUUGUUAUUAUCCACAUUAGUCGCUCAAUUUCCAGGCGCUUGCGGGCUGAAAUAUCGCCAUCAUGAAAGCAAAUGCAUUCGCGGAAUUCGGCUCAGCGAAGGAAAGCUUCAUCCACCUUCAGAAGCAGGAUGGGGAAAGCAUCUAUAUAUUUGUGUAUUUCCCAAAGAAAAUAAACGAAAGAUGGAAGACGUGUCCCCCGAAAAUUCUGCGGCUAAAACUAAGCGUUUAGAAAAAAAACUCAUAUGUUCUGACUUAAUAUGUCUCGGAUUACCUUGGAAAUCUACUGAAGAAUCUAUUAAACAAUAUUUUGAACAGUUUGGAGAAGUUGUAAUGGUUCAAUUGAAGAAAGAUAAAAACGGAGCGUUCAAAGGUUUUGGUUUUAUUAGAUUUGCAACUUACGCCUCACAAAUGAGAGCAUUGGCUCAGAGACACAAUAUUGAUGGAAGAUGGGUUGAUGUGCGUAUACCUAAUUCGAAAGAAGGAGUGGUUCCACAAAUGCCUUGUAAAGUAUUUGUUGGCAGAUGUACUGAAGAUAUGACAGCUGAUGAUCUUAGAGAAUAUUUUUCAAAAUUUGGUGAAGUUACUGAUGUAUUUGUUCCGCGUCCAUUUAGAGCAUUUGGCUUUGUAACAUUCUUGGAUCCUGAAGUAGCACAAAGUUUGUGUGGAGAGGAUCACGUUAUUAAAGGUGCCUCAGUUUCAGUCUCAAGUGCUGCACCAAAAAUUAAAAGCAAAAAUAAUCCAAAUUGGAAAGAUGACUCUUAUGGCUCUAGCAAUUGGGAAGGAAGACCCAGCAGUGGAUCAAGCAACACUGGUGGAGGUAGCACUAUUGAUUCUUUAAACAUGCAGAACUUGGGAAUCAACCCAAAUGGUGGUGGACCACCAGCAAAUUUUAAUCUACCUAUAAGUCUUGUUGCUGCUGCACUGAAUCAGGCAGGGUGGGGAGGAUUUUUAGGAGGUCCUAACAAUUCAGGACCUAAUAAUUGGGGACAAAAUGGUCCACCCCAAAGUGGCAAUACAGGCAAAAAUUGGAAUAACAAUGCAAACUGGAAUCAAAAUGGGCCCCCACCAGCAUGGAACCAAGGUAACAAUCCUAAUUGGAAUAGCAACAAAAAUGGUAACUGGAACCAAGGCAAUUGGUCAAAUGGUCAAGGUUGGGGAGGUAAUGGCUCAGGUCCCUCUGGAUCUAACAGCGGCUGGAACAAUAAGCCCCAGACGUGAGGCACAUAUUCGGAUUAUACAUACAGUGGAAAUCCCUUGUUAAAAUAAUCUUACAGCUGACAUAUUAUUAUGAAAAUGUGCAAGCUGAAAUUUGACAAUACACAAUUAACAUGCAAGCAGGUUGUUGUAUACUCUACGUAGUUUAUUUCUGUUUGAGUGGGAAAAGCCCUUAAGUUUCUUCUGGCACUUGCCGGUUGCUGCCUCGGCACAUUCGCUCAGCUCCUGCUUGCUGUUUCCAAGUAUUAUUUGUCUUUGUAACAGACAAUUUAUUAUUUAUGAUAUAGAAUAUGUAUGCUUUUUCGAGGGAACUGGAAAAAGAUACGAUGUACGGCCCACGCAGCUUGGAGGAAGAACAAUGGCUGCUGAAGCGAAAUAAAAAUCUGAAAAUUAUAUUAUUACUAUAAACAUGUUCUAUCUAA
Colias croceus (clouded yellow) is the source of this 1900-nucleotide messenger RNA. RefSeq names its product TAR DNA-binding protein 43-like. The record is from RefSeq and is a predicted model, not a curated record. Gene Ontology annotation, biological process: regulation of gene expression. Gene Ontology annotation, cellular component: nucleoplasm. The transcript is spliced from 4 exons. Gene Ontology annotation, molecular function: RNA binding. Lineage: Eukaryota; Metazoa; Arthropoda; Insecta; Lepidoptera; Pieridae. Bases 153 to 1481 code for a protein of 442 amino acids.